Molecule: messenger RNA, 3627 nt
Organism: Haliotis rufescens (red abalone)
Lineage: Eukaryota; Metazoa; Mollusca; Gastropoda; Lepetellida; Haliotidae
Exons: 21
Coding region: 87-3518 (1143 amino acids)
Biological process (GO): chitin catabolic process; carbohydrate metabolic process
Cellular component (GO): extracellular region
Molecular function (GO): chitinase activity; chitin binding
Source: RefSeq, a predicted model, not a curated record
AAUCCUCUAUCAGAUAAUCAUUGACCCGACCCGACUGAUACACAUAUAUAGAGCUACAAUACCAGACGGAGUCGUCUCACGGCAAGAUGAUGAAAUUAACACUGCUCGCCAUCUUGGCUUGCGUGACAAGCACAGCAUAUGGUGCAGGAUGCAACCGAGUGGUCUGCUACCAUACAAACUGGUCUCAGUAUAGACCUGGGGCCGGCAAGUUCACCCCCGAAAAUAUCGACUCGUCCCUGUGUACGCACAUCAACUACGCUUUCGCUAAACUGCAGGGGAAUCAGCUCAAGGCGUUUGAGUGGAACGACGAGUCCACUGACUGGAUGAAGGGGAUGUAUGAGAAGUUCCACGACUCCGCAAAGUCCAAGAACCCGAACGUGAAGAUCCUGCUGUCAGUGGGAGGGUGGAACAUGGGGUCUGGCACCUUCACACAGAUGGUCAGAUCAGCCUCCGGCAGACACGAGUUCGCCACCACCAGCGUCAAGUUCCUGCGACGUCUCGGCUUUGACGGUCUGGACAUCGACUGGGAAUACCCCGCCAACAGAGGCAGUCCCUCUGUCGACAAACAAAACUAUGUGGAGCUUCUUAAGGAAGUGAAAGCAGUGUUCCAACAAGAUGGCCAGUCCAGUGGUAAACCCCAACUCCUUCUUACUGCCGCGGUCGCUGCCGGAAAACCCAACAUAGAUACAGCUUACGACAUCCCUGCAAUAUCCAAAUACCUGGACUUCAUCAACCUCAUGACCUAUGACCUGCACGGCAGCUGGGAGCCCCACACUGGCGAGAACAGCCCCCUGUACCCCGACCACAUUGAGACGGGCGAUGACCGUCACCUCAACGUGGACUGGGCGGCUAACUACUGGGUUCAGAAGGGAGCACCCAAGGACAAGCUUGUGAUCGGACUUGGCACGUAUGGGAGGUCGUUUACUCUGAAGUCCGCCUCUCAAGACCAUGUUGGCGACCCCACCAGAAGCAAAGGUCAAGCAGGACAGUUCACAAGAGAAGGCGGGUUCCUUGCUUACUACGAGAUCUGUAACAUGAUUAAAAGUGGAGGAGUCGUGCACCAGGAGACUGACCAGCAAGUGCCAUAUGUGGUCAAGGGUGACCAGUGGAUCGGUUAUGAUAACGAAAAUAGCCUGAAACAAAAGGUCCGCUAUGUUAAGACUAAUGGCUUCGGUGGUGUGAUGAUCUGGGCUAUCGACCUUGAUGACUUCAAGGGGACAGCGUGUGGAAAGGGUCCAUACCCUCUCAUGCACACCAUCCACAACGAGUGCCAGGCAUCUGGAGGAUCACUGAACACACCUGCCCCACAGGCGACCACUGCCAGACCUCAACCAGGUGCUUCCACACACAGACCCCAGGCCACAACCUCCGGACACGGCAACAUUGCCCACUCCCAAGACUUCGUCUGCGGCGGCAAAGCUGACGGCUUCUAUGCCAGCCCCUAUGACUGCCAGGAAUACUACAUCUGCGCUGGGCAGACAGCCUACAAAACAAUGUGCGCGGAAGGACUUGUCUUCAACUCAAAGACCGGAUUCUGUGACUGGCCGAGAAACUUCCAAUGCACCAUCGGCGGCAACACGUACACACCGGCGCCAACACACCCCGUACAGCACACCCACUGGCCAUCCACCGCCAGGCCUGUGACCCAGAAGCCAUACACUAACUCACCCACGCACACUCAGUCCCCAGGCAACGUCAACAUACACACCUUCUGUGCCAACCAAGACGAUGGCGUCCACGCCGACCCGAGCGACUGCAGCUACUUCUUCGACUGUGCCAACCACAACACCUACAGGAUCCCUUGUGCUCCAGGGACGGCCUUCAACCCCACCAUCAACAACUGUGACAUGGUGGCCAAUGUACCCAGCUGCCACCUGCUCGCGCAGAACUUCAACGUGGUUUGCUACUACACCAACUGGUCCCAAUACAGGAGGGGGACGGGGAAGUUCUUCCCCGACGACAUUGACCCCUUCCUGUGCACCCACAUCAUCUACGCCUUCGCCAAACUGCAGGGCAACAUCAUCAUCCCGACUGAGUGGAAUGACGAUACUGAGUUCCCACCGGGCUUAUACGGCAGGAUGAUGACUCUAAAAAGACGGAACCCAAACCUGAAGAUCCUGCUUGCUGUGGGAGGAUGGACCAUGGGAACGAGAACCUUCUCAGAAAUGGCUUCCACAGGCGCCAACAGGGAGGAGUUUGUGUCUGCAAGUAUCAACUUCCUCCGAGCCAGAGACUUUGACGGCCUUGACCUUGACUGGGAAUACCCCGGAUGGGAACCACGUGGAAGCCCUAAGGAGGACAAGGGUCGAUUUACGUUAUUGUGUCGGGACCUGAGACAAGGAUUUGAAGCCGAGGCGCGCAGGUCUGGGCAGUCCCGUCUCCUUCUGACGGCAGCCGUAGCGGCAAGUCCCGCCAUAGUGGAUGCUGGAUAUGAUGUGCCCCAAAUAUCUAACUACUUGGACAUCAUAAACAUCAUGUCCUACGACCUCCACGGCGCCUGGGACCCCGUUACUGGCCACAACAGCCCCCUUUACGCCGACCCCAGAGACGGCUCGCCUACACUGAACGUGGACUAUACCGCAAAUUAUUGGUACAUAAAGGGUGCCCCUAAGUCGAAGAUCGCCGUUGGCACCCCAAUGUAUGGACGGUCCUUCACACUGGCGAACCCCCGGAACACUGGCAUAGGCGCCGCCGUGAGGGGAGGGGGAACAGCUGGACCCUUCUCCGGGGAGAAGGGUAUCCUUCUCUUCUACGAGGUUUGCUCCGGGGUGCUCGACAGGUACACACUGUCGUAUUCAAACGCGUCCCGGGUGCCUUACGCCUACAGCGGGGAUCAAUGGGUGGGCUACGACGACAAGACAAGCAUCGCUGAAAAGAUGAACUGGCUGAUGGCGCAGGGUUAUGGCGGCGGGAUGGUGUGGGCCGUGGACCAGGAUGACUUUAACGGGGACUCGUGUGGUGAAAAAUACCCUCUCAUGAACAUCAUCAAGAGUUGUCUCCUUGACGGAAACGGUGGAUCCCCGUGUUCUGCAAAUAUCCCACCAACAAGACCACCAACCACUCGUAGACCAACAACCCGUAGACCAACCACUCGUAGACCAACAACCCGAAGACCAACCACUCGUAGACCAACCACUCGUAGACCAACAACCCGAAGACCAACAACCCGAAGACCAACCACCCGUAGACCAACCACCCGUAGACCAACUACUCGUAGACCCACCACCCGAAGACCAACCACCCGUAGACCAACAACCCGAAGACCAACCACCCGUAGACCAACAACACGAAGACCAACCACUCGUAGACCGACAACACGAAGACCCACUCCACCUAUCGGUGAUAACGUCUGUGCGGGCCGCAUCGUGGCGUGGGUGCCUGACCCCGUCCAGUGCACGGCCUACCACAUCUGUGUAUUCGGCAAGGACUACCGCUUCGACUGUCCCCCCGGGACUGGCUACAACGCUACCGAGAGACUGUGUGACUUUAUUGGGCAGGUUUCAACGUGUAGAUUUUAAACAUGUUGAGCGCGUCAUAGACACGGAGUGCCAUUUGUGUAUACAUUGUAAGAGAAUAUUAUGACCGCAUGAAAAGAUCCGCGGUUUCAUUGACUGCCGUUUUAUAUAA